Thamnophis sirtalis is the source of this 1036-nucleotide messenger RNA. The record is from RefSeq and is a predicted model, not a curated record. Lineage: Eukaryota; Metazoa; Chordata; Lepidosauria; Squamata; Natricidae.
AUGGAAAUCAGUAGUGGCUCAAUCCAGGCCAGCAGCCUUCAGUACGAGAUGCUGCUGCUGACGGACUCCAUCUCCAAGGAGGACAGUUGCUGGGAAUUGCGCCUGCGUUGCGCCCUCAGCCUCUUCCUCAUGGCCGUGAACAUCAAGACUCCGGUGGUGGUGGAGAACAUCACCCUGAUGUGCCUGCGGAUCCUUCAGAAGCUGAUCAAGCCCCCGGCACCCACCAGCAAGAAGAACAAGGACACGCCAGUGGACUCCCUCACCACGGUCAAGCCCUACAGCAAUGAGAUCCACGCCCAGGCCCAGCUGUGGCUCAAGAGGGAUCCCAAGGCCUCCUACGAGGUGUGGAAGAAAUGCCUCCUUGCCAGAGGCCUCGAAGCCAACGGGAAGUCUCCCAGCCGAACGGAGCUGCGCCACCUCUACCUGACGGAGAAGUACGCCUGGAAGUGGAAGCAGUUCAUGAACAAGCGGGGGAAGAGGACCUGCCCUCUGGACCUCAAGCUGGGACACAACAAUUGGCUGCGGCAGGUCUUGUUCACCCCAGCAACCCAAGCAGCCCGGCAGGCGGCUUGCACCAUCGUGGAAGCCCUGGCUACCAUCCCAAGCCGCAAGCAGCAAGUCCUCGACCUGCUGACCAGCUACCUGGAUGAGCUGUGCGUGGCAGGCGAGUGUGCGGCGGAAUACCUAGCCCUCUACCAGAAGCUCAUCAAGCCAGCCCGCUGGAAGGUCUACCUGGCGGCCAGGGGGGUCCUGCCUUACGUCGGCAACCUGAUCACCAAGGAAAUCGCCCGUCUCCUGGCCCUGGAGGAAGCCACCCUCAGCACCGACCUGCAGCAGGGCUAUGCUCUCAAGAGCAUCACCGGCCUCCUGUCCUCCUUCGUGGAAGUCGAGUCCAUCAAGCGCCACUUCAAGAGCCGGCUGGUGGGGACGGUGCUGAACGGCUACCUCUGCUUGCGGAAACUGGUGGUACAGCGCACCAAGCUGAUCGACGAGACCCAGGACAUGUUGCUGGAGAUGCUGGAAGACAUGACCACAG